Messenger RNA from Paramuricea clavata, 4984 nucleotides. Lineage: Eukaryota; Metazoa; Cnidaria; Anthozoa; Malacalcyonacea; Plexauridae. The record is from the annotation of a GenBank genome assembly.
AUGGACGAAUCUAAUUUGGUUCCGAAAGCAGAGAGCCUUUUUGCUUCUAGUGUUUUAAUACCGAUGGGCAUUAAAAUUAACAAGCCAGCCGGUCUGACGAGGUUGAACGAGGUGAUCGAUGAAUUUAAUGAAACCUAUUUGGAAACGAUGGAUUUUCUGACUCAAAUUUUGCCCUUGGCCAGGGAGCAAUUUGGAAGGUAUGACACUUUGUGUUUUAUUUUUGAAUAAAUCCUCCGUUAAUAUGUGUUUGGUUUGUUUUAAUGUUAGAUUUGAUUAGCUAUUUUAGCAUAUAGGAUAUUUAUAAUGUUCAGUAAUGUUCUAAUUUAAUGAGUUACAGUUCUCGUGAAUAGUUUUGUAUGUUUAUGUAUAUUCUGUCAGAAUUCAUAUUGAACCGGGUUCAUUAUGGCGGAUAAAGACCUCCUUUACAAAUCUACAAGUACAUUAGAACUAGUACUAUUGCAAACUACUGUUUUCAACUCCGGAGCCCUGUUUUACAGCUCAAAUCUCCGGCUCUUGCUGUGUUGGUUGGGCAUAAACUCUAUAACCGGAUAAUGAUAGAUAUUAUCAGCCCUUGAAAACAUUCGGCAAUGCCGACCUAUCAACCUCCCAGGUUGGCAAAUUUUUUCCAACCUUAAUGAUAAUUGAGCCAAAGUCAGAAUUUUUUGGUGCUCAUGAUAGCUGUUAAAAUUAAGUCGGCGAUUAUAGAAUUCGAUUCGUAGUUCAAUUAACUGAACACCCUUCGGUGUAUUAGGUUUAGAAAUUAAUCCGUAUUGUACAUACAGGUGUCUGUAGAUCAAAUUUUGCACGUCUGGAAAUGAAAUUUGGCUUUUGAAUGUUACAGCUGGAGGUAACGUUCCAGUUAUAUUCCGAUUUCAAUGAUUUGUAACUGCGUGAUUACUAGUGCUCCAAGAUGUGGAAACAGAUUUUAAAAGAGACUGACGUUAGGUUUAGAUUUAGGUCAGAUUUUUUGCCACUUCAAUUUUGACGGUUUUCGAGGGCUGUAUUAUUCGGCUAAAUUUUGUCCCUGUGGCUUUUGUUAGUGAAUUAAUUGAAAGAAAUGCUCAAAUGCAGUGAUGGAAAUUAUGUAAACUUAUAAGGGGCCAUUCACAAAGGAUGUCCGAGCCGAGGGGGGGAGGGGGGUUUGGAAAAUCAGGACAAACUCGGACAUAGGGGGGGAGGGGGGGGUUUUUAGCAAUCCGGAUGUCCGAAAUUUAAAAAAAACAAAAACAAAUUUCUUUUUCCCUUUAUUUUGAGCAGUCCUUCCCAUUGUGAAAUUGGCAUUUUGACUAUGCAGUUAAUACUAGAUUUUGUUUUAAUUAGUAAUUUAUAUGUUUUUGUAUUCACAUUUAUAGUUAUAAAAAAGUUCUAAAAGUAAAAAAAGUUUUUUACUCUUGACAUAUACAUGGUUGCGUGAGUUUUUGCGAGGCAUGGCGGAUGUCCGGGGGGAGGGUCACUAAUUCGGACAAUGCCGGACAAGGGGGGGAGGGGGGUCUGAAAAUCCAUCAUUUGGCCGGACAUCCUUUGUGAAUGGCCCCUAAGCAAAACUUAGUUUGGAUUGCAGCUUGAAUUUCAACAGUUUAUUUUGUAACAAAAGAUCGUGAAUUUUGGGCUUUUAGUAACAAAUUCAGUUGAGUAUUUUCUGAGGGACUGACAAAGACUAGAGUAGAGAAACGAUGUAUCAUAAAUCAUAAUUCGAAAAUCUACGGUCUACGGACCUGAAAUCGUUUUUAAAACGAAACAAUUUGCAGUCAUUGAACAGGCAUGCAUACAUGUCAUGAGUCUCGAUCUCAUACAUAAAAAUUGACAUAUAUACUAAUAGUAAUAUAUAUACAGAAGUCUAAAUAAUGCUCCCAACAGUUUUCAAGUAUUACAGUAAUUUAUUUACAGCGUAAACUAAUUUAUAGAAUUUUCACGGAUUUUUAAACUGCCAUGGAUAAAAUAACCAAAUUAUUAUCUAUUGAUAUUUGACCUCGCCAUUUGACUGAUCAAAACAGUUUACCUUCGAAAAUCACUUGAGGUGGACACACCAAUAUUCCAAACUUCUCCAAAUUUUUUUAUAUCUAAGGUAAAUUUAUCAGGAAAUGUCAGUUUUAUGCCCCUAAGGCUAAGGUGCAGUGAUAACCAAUUUGUGCAGUUAUAAAUGAGAUUUGUGCAGUGGUAAAAUGGGAUAUUGUUCAGUACCAGAAAUUGGCGACAAAAUGGCCAUGCAUGCACUGCUUGUAUACUAAUUUGCAUAUAAUCCACAUACAAUGGCUUUCAGUUUUUACUGGGAAUAUACAGCCUAUAGGGUGAGAGCUCGGCUACUGUUUGCCGACCUCUUGAUCAAUAAAGUAUUCGUUUACUAAUGUCAGUCGGCGGCAUAUUUAUUCCGAUCGGGUACCUCUCCUAUAGCGGCCAAAUCGUGUUCAAGAAAAUCACUAUUAUGUCAUCUAUAGGGAAUCGUAGUAUGGGUAAACUGCUCAUUAGCGGUGAGUUUGGCUCAUUUGCCUGCGUAUAUAAUUAAUAUUAGUGACAUGCAUGCAUGGGGUAAAGUUUAAGUUGCGGAACCAGAGUACAUGCAUACACAAAUGCGGGGCAGUCAGAACGUUUUCUAAAAUGUUGCUAAAUUUAUAUAAAUUAUAUCAUUUUUUCGCGCAGUCAUAAAAUAUCCUUACAAUAAUCCCUGGUUUUAUGGGAGCGAAGUAAAAUAGGCUCUGUUGAUUGGGGUAGUUAGGACAAAGUUUAUCAUUUGAAAGUAAAUCCUAUAAAUUCAAUAACGCGCAUUUGACCAUUAUUUUUUGCUCUUAUUCGUAUGACAUUAUCCAGACAUACUGGAAUAUUUUUACUACUUUACAUAAUUUGGACAAGUCAAAAUAUUUCAUUUCGCCACCUUAAAUUAUUCUAAAAGACAAAUGGUUGGUUAUUUUGGUCCAUCGGAUAUCAGUGGAUUAUAAAAACAUAUGAUAGUCAUUUAACCCAGUACAAAACUCUGAAACGUCAGAUUAAAGCUAAUUUAGUCUUAGUAAGACCCUAUAAGACAUACUACAUCCUGUAUUUUUGAAUAAAAUGUUUUUAAAAAAGGUUUUUAAAAAAUUGCCAGUGUUCCAAGUGCAUGUCAACUGGUUAUAAAGACUACUAAUACUGGUCUGUUCUGUAUUUUUGUGCACUUGCACCUGCACUACACCUUUUCCACACUAUAGCUUUUAAAAAUCAGCUAAAAAUCGCGAAAUUUUAUUCGGGGGUUCGUUCAGGCUACAGUAUAUAUGUGCUAGAUGAUAAUGACAAGUGGUUGUUUGUAUUCAGAGCUUGAGACGUACAGUACAGUCGAAAAGAAAACACGAGAUUAUUAAGAUAAUUAUUUAAGUCAUACAUAAUUAAAUGAUAUUACAUAACUAAGUAUAGGAAAAACACCGAGGAGAGAUUUAUGUCAUAUAAUGCCCUACAGUGCCUCCUUCUCGGUGUUUAUUCUAUACUUAAAAACGGGUAUCUGAAUUUACUAGAAUAUUAAAUUUAAACUCUUGACCCUCGAAAUUAUAUGUUUAUGUAUAAGUUGUAUACCCCAUGCAGAUCUUUCAAAAUUGUUGUUAAAUUUGUUAUAACUUAUGGUUUUAAUAGAAAUAUAUUAAAAAUGCGGCCUAACUAGACUAAUUCACAAAUUCCAUUCUGUUUUUGCAAACCUGUUUCCAUAUACCAGUUCUUCUGCCUGGCACAAGUUAAUCCUGCAAGGCCUGGAUCGUGUUAGAAUAUAUUUAUAGAGAACCUUUACAAUAACCGUAUUUAUAGAGAGGUGUUCGUAAAGUUCUCGAUAUUAGGUAAAUCAAGUUUUGUAUUGUAGGUAGAGCAAGGUGACAAAAGUAAUGACUUUCUGUUUUAAUUUAUGUUAUUGUGUAUACAUUCCGGUAAUAUAUACUAUAGUAUAAAUCAAACUAUCCGAUAUAGCCUGAUAAAAUUCUGUCUUUUUUCAACAAUUACUGUUUCUGUCAUUCCCACAACUGGACAAAGCAUUCAUCGGCAGCUGAAACAACUACAAAAACUAAAUCAAUAAUGGUUAAAUACAUAACGUCUUCACCGUAUAUAGACCACCACGAAAAUGACAACAUAUCCGACAACUGCGCAAACCGUUAGACCCCCUUUACAACAGCAAGGUCAGGCUCUUAUCGUUUCUAUGGUUACCAGUCCAAGAUGCGGGACUGUAAAGUUGCGGUUCGCACUCCGAACUCCAAACAUAGCAAUUUCAGUUUGGACACUAAGUCAAGAAGAGUGAAGACUGAAUUGUAAUUCAAAGCUGUAAAGAAUUUUCAGAAUCAAGAGAUUUCGCAAUGAAAUUUGGUGCUGUUCUAAUUCUUGGUCUGGCGUAUCUUUUCUCACCAGCAGGUAAGGUGAUCAAGCAAAAGAUUAAUAAUGUAACCCGACCACUAGACUUUAUUAUCUUUCUGAGAAUAGAAAUUCGCAACAAAUGAAUGGAUUUUAUAUUUUAAACAGAAUCUUCUGUCGGGAGAGUGAUGUCGUUCGUGUAUUUAAUCCGAGUGUGAGAAUGUCACGUGUUCAACUCAGAGCGUUGUUGGCAAAAGCAGAUCUAGUUUCAGCUGGUUUUACGAAAACUGAAGAAACUCAGAUCGUCACGGGUGAAAAUGGUGAAAAGAUAACGAAGGAAGUCACCUACUACACCGUCCAAGACGCCUGCUCCAAUGUUUCAUACUGGGAGGAAAUAAUUCGCGAUCGUCUUCCAACGUUUUCUGCAAAAUUAACAAGGAAGGUUAUCGAUGAAGUAGAGGAACGCAUCAGUAAUCGUGCAACCGAGUAUUGUCGAUUUGGUCUCGAAAUUCACUUUCAACUCUGCAGCCACGCUGAGAAAAAAAAACCUGCAAAGCGCGUACUUCGGCGCGGACCACGUCUACCUCCACCAAUACAAACACAGCCAGCACCAGCACCACCAACAACGUGUACUCAUAUUUGUAUUUUUUGUUGGAAGGUUGCGAUCAAGUACAUGUCCGUGAACUUAUGA